Molecule: messenger RNA, 896 nt
Organism: Solanum pennellii
Lineage: Eukaryota; Viridiplantae; Streptophyta; Magnoliopsida; Solanales; Solanaceae
Exons: 4
Coding region: 22-696 (224 amino acids)
Source: RefSeq, a predicted model, not a curated record
AGAAUUACAUUUCAAGAAAAAAUGGAAUUCUUGAAAAUUCAGAACUAUAACACUCUCAUGAUCAUGAAAUCGAUUGUGUUGCUACUAUUAUGCGUUGUACGUGUGAACGCUCAGGUUACACUUCCAUCUAGACAAGACGGAUUUUGGUACAAUAACAGAAUCGCUGAUACAGAAACCAUAUUAAUCGAGGCUUUCUUCGAUCCCCUUUGCCCUGAUAGCCGCGAUUCAUGGCCCCCUCUCAAGCUAGCUAUCGAACACUAUGGAUCUCGUGUCUCUCUCGUUGUUCAUCCAUUUCCUUUACCGUAUCAUGACAAUGCAUUUAUCUCAUCGCGAGCGUUGCAUAUCAGCAAUCAGUUGAAUUCUUCUGCAACAUAUAGAUUACUCGAAUCGUUCUUUGAUCACCAGGGCAAGUUUUAUGGCAACGCGACUUUCAAAUUGUCACGAUCAUUUGUCGUUGAUAAAAUUGCAAGAUUUACAGCAAAAUCAAUUGGAAAUUCACAUUACGCUGCUGUAAAAGCUGCAUUUACCGACCCGAAAACUGAUCAUGCAACAAGAAUUUCCUUCAAGUAUGGUUGUAUAAAAGGCGUAUAUGGGACGCCUUUUUUCUUCGUAAAUGGUUUUCCUCUGGCUGAUGAUGGCUCAACAUUGGACUACAAUAAAUGGAGAAAAAUCAUUCAUCCAUUGUUGAAGAACUAACAACUUUGUUAUAAGACUGCGUAACAAUAAACCCUUGUGGUUCGAUUGGACCUGCAUAUAGCGGGAGCUUAGUAUACGGAGAAGUCCAGUAGUUGUAUUUGUACUCUCAUUCACCUGAUGAUUGAGCUAGAGAGACAAACUUUAAUUUUAUCUCUGGUGUUUACAAAUAUAAUGAAAGUGAUUUAUUGCUUCUAUAGUUA